AUGUCUUCUCCUAACGGUUACAACUACAAGCAAAACUCUUACUAUGACCGGAAGACGUUCAGAAUGACGCCUUCAAUGUUGCGAGCCAGAAGACCAUAUUUCUGGAAGAACCUCGCCGGUUUGUUCAUUGUCGGAAGCAUCCCCGUUGGUAUUUACGCCUACACGUUCAACUUCCUUCAUCAGGAUGAUUUUGCCGACGUUCCGAUCCCACCAAUCUCCGAAGAGGAGUUGACCAGAUUGAAGAAGGAGUACGAAGCCAGCAAGAACUAG
Messenger RNA from Babjeviella inositovora NRRL Y-12698, 270 nucleotides. RefSeq lists its product as uncharacterized. NCBI's taxonomy places the organism in Eukaryota, Fungi, Ascomycota, Pichiomycetes, Serinales. Gene Ontology annotation, cellular component: mitochondrial inner membrane. The record is from RefSeq and is a predicted model, not a curated record. Gene Ontology annotation, biological process: mitochondrial respiratory chain complex IV assembly. The coding region runs from base 1 to 270 and encodes 89 amino acids. The transcript has 2 exons.